CGCCUUGCGCAUUCCAGAAUGGCGACGCCGCCCUUGACGCCGCCGACUUGGGCAAACGAAGUUCCGAGAGUGUACUGUCAUCAAAUCCUUUUAAUUCCCUCGCUGUGGUCAUUACUUCUCUACGUACAACUACUUUAACUGUUGGCAAUGAGGUAGGAUGAAGUGGAGUGGGUCAGGUUACACUUUCCUGUCUAAAAUUAGGGGAACUGCGCUGACGCAAGAUGGCUAAACUCGGUCUCUAUGUGUGACAGCGGGAACAAGACCGUGGAUCCAUGGAAACCUACCCUGCCAUUUAGCUGUUGUUGAUGACUGGUUGUAUUUUUAGACUUUGUUGUCAUCUUUCCGUAACACUUGGUGUCCAGCAUAUGGUAUAAAGGCGAGUCUUUCAAAAUGCAGCUGUACAGCAGUGCGUUGACACACUAUCCCGGAUCCUCUCGCAAAGUUUCGAUAACUAUCGCAAGUGGUACCACUACCGACCAUUUGUCCAGAACAACAACGAGCUCCUCUGUGAAUAAUAAACCGAGUGGGCCUACUCCAGCAGACACAAACGGGAAUACUGUAGGAGAGACUCAAUCUACUGCAAACAUGCCUGCUGCUGGUUUUUCAUGUUACGAGGCUGCUUCCAUGAAGCCAGUCUACUACACUUCAACCGCAGAGAUAAUUAUUCUUCGGCCUGACGGAGCUGAGAGAUCCGUACCAGUGCACAUCCUAAAGGAAACCCAAACCAAACGGUCUCCAUCAGACUCAUAUUCACAAGAUAUCCUGAUUCAGCCACGUGACCGAGAGGAUCAUUUGGAUAGAGACUUGAUUGUGGACUUCAUUGAUCACUUCAGAGGUAGAGGGGAUUUUUUCAGUGAUAGUCAAAAGGUCGAACGUGAAAAUAACCUGAUCAAUUUUGACAAGAAAGAUGGACCAAGUUACAGAAAGUGUGAGGAGAGAAUGAACAUGGCAAAUGGGGAAGGAAAUACUGUUACCAGUGACCUUGUUAGCCAAAAACCCCAUCAGAACUUGGAGGCCCUGGCAACCCAUUUGGGCCAAGGCAUCUUGGAUUCCUGUGAGAAUAGAAAUGACAGUGAAUGUGCAGACCUGGACUUUCCAUCUGGCGAGGCACAGCUCUUUGAGCUCAAUGUCCUACAGGAGCCCUCUCCACGGAGAGAAGCAGAGAAAUGUGAGGAUGACAAAGUGACGCGUUACAUUGCGGAAGUGGAGAAACAGAACAAAUACCUUCAGGAGAAGGUACACAAGUACAGAUUCCACAUCAUCCCUGACGGCAAUUGUCUGUACAGGGCGGUGUGCAAAGCCACCUAUGGAGAGCAGUCUAUGCACAAGGAGCUGAGAGACCAGACAAUGCACCACAUAGCCGACCACCUGGAUGAGUUUAACCCCAUCAUUGAGGGGGAUGUCGGCGAGUUCCUGAUCAACGCAGCGCAGGACAGUGCCUGGGCAGGCUAUCCGGAGCUUCUGGCGAUGAGUCAGAUGUUGAAUGUGAACAUUUACCUGACCACUGGAGGUAGCUUGGAGAGUCCCACGAUUUCAACCAUGGUGCACUACCUGGGGGAAGAGGACUCGUCCAAACCCACUGUCUGGUUGAGUUGGCUCAGUAACGGACACUAUGAUGUCCUGCUGGACAGGUGUGCGGACAACCCAGAGUAUGACGAGUGGUUCCGUCAUUCUCUGAUGCAAAGGAAACGGGACGAAGAGCUGGCCAAGUCGAUGGCAGCGUCACUGUCUAAAAUGUACAUUGAACAAAAUGGUCACAUUUGAAACCAAUAGUUAUCCGAUUGCUGCAUUUAAAUAUUACUGUGUGUUACAGUAGGCUAGCUGUUACGAAAUGGGCCAAUCAUCUCUGCUGAUAGUAGUGGUGCCUCUGUCAUCUGAGGUCUGAGAGGGCCUCAGUCAGCACCUGGGGCCCCUGUGCUAAGGACAUCUCCUCACAGCCCAGCUCACGACUCACCCUGAGCUCAUAUACUCUCUCUCUCUCUCUCUCUCUCUCUCCCUCUCCCUCUCCCUCUCUCUCUCCCUCUCUCUCUCUCUCUCUCUCUCCCUCUCUCUCAAAAUCGAUUGCACUUUAAUAAUGUGUGUGUGACUUCAACAUUGCCUUAUUCAUUUAUUUUUCUAUGUUUUGUAUUGUAACUGAAUUGAAGUGCAGCGCACAUGUUAAAUGUAGAUAUUUUUGUUGUAAAUACUCUAAAUGUCAGAAAUGACACUUGAAGGAGAUUAGGUGAUUUUUUUUUCUAUAGGCUACAUUAAUGCGUUUUAUGUUUGAGCACUUAGGUGAGACUAUUUAUUAGGUUUUUGACUGGUUCAUUGACAGUUAUUUUUGUAUUAUUACAUAUAACAGUUAAGCUGUGUUGCUAAGCUUUAUGCCUUUGUGAGGUGCUUGGAGCACAAACAGCAACAUUGUUUUUAAAUAAUAAUUUAAUAAUAAUAAUUUGUAUCCAGGCUGUAUCACAACCGGCCGUGAUUGGGAGUCCCAUAGGGCGGCGCACAAUUGGCCCAGCGUCGUCCGGGUUUGGCCGGUGUAGGCGUCAUUGUAAAUAAGAAUUUGUUCUUAACUGACUUGCCUAGUUAAAUAAAUAAAAAUACAUCUAUUUUGAAAUAAACACUUUUGGUGUUCAUUUUACUUUCUGUCUUACAUUGACAUUAUUUAAAUCUCCAUGCAAGAUAAUGCUCACACACACAACACACACAAACACUUUCUAUCUAGACAUGGAAUAGAAUAAUGGAAUAAUCUCGGGUGCUGUUAUUGAGUAACAAUACAAAUUUAUGAGUUUAUGUUUUGCUUUAUUCCCCUGCAACAACCAUUAGAUGGCGUAUUAGACCCCUCAAUUGAUUUGUUUCAAAGGAUUGAUUGAAACAUGGCGAGGUAGGCUAUGAGGUCGAACUAAUUAUAAUUUCACGUGGUAUUUAGAUAGACUCACAGUAGCCUAUCCUACACAUAGUGUCAAUACGCAUACACUAACUGGUGUGUGCAAAGGAACGUUUACUCACGUAGCCUCCUGGAUACCCCCCCCCCCCCCCCGCCCCAUGCCAGAACAUAAUUACCGUUCUCCUAGCAGCA
Messenger RNA from Oncorhynchus nerka (sockeye salmon), 3061 nucleotides. RefSeq names its product OTU domain-containing protein 1-like. Gene Ontology annotation, molecular function: cysteine-type deubiquitinase activity. The coding region runs from base 391 to 1764 and encodes 457 amino acids. Lineage: Eukaryota; Metazoa; Chordata; Actinopteri; Salmoniformes; Salmonidae. The record is from RefSeq and is a predicted model, not a curated record. Gene Ontology annotation, biological process: protein K63-linked deubiquitination. The transcript has a single exon.